CGGGCGUCGAUGCGCCCCCUGAGCCGGUUCCUCCCCCUCCUGCUGCCCCCGCCCUCGCCCUCAUUCUUCCAGACCCUCCGUGCUGGCCUUCCACACUCUUGCGCCUCGUGAGGCUGCGUUUUCUUGCGCUUCCCGAGGCUUUCAAUAGCUUCAAUGCAUCACCUUCGACGCCUUCCGCAGAGGUCGGAAAGGUUUGAAAGAGCAUGGAGGUGGAGGGUCCUGCCAAAGAGGCCGUGCCCGCGGACUCACUCUUGAUCCGAAAGGGUCCAGCCGGCCGGCAAACCCCGCCUCCUCCCCUCCGCACCAGUUUUGGCCGAGUCGACGAAGCAUCGAAGACAAGGUCCAGAGACAACAGCCAGUCACAGAGAUAUCUGCGCGCCAGAUGGCCUUCCCUUGCAGCGCCCUGCCCUGCGCGAUCCUCGCUGCUCUUGCGGCACAGGCAUGGGGCACGGCUGUGACGGUGGCCACGUGGAACGUGGCCAGCAUCGAUUGGGCCUCCGCCGAGCAGUUGAGCCAGCAGAUCCUCGGCUUCAACGCCGACGUCGUCCUGACGCAGGAGGACGUCGAGUUCGAGCCGCAGCACAGCAGCAAUGGCAUCAGCCUGGAGGGCUACCGGAGGGCUGGCGCCUGCCGGGCGGAGCCGCUGUGGGACACGAUGAGUGCCUACGCCUUGGGCGGCCGCUAUCUGCAGAACGCGGUGUACGUCCGCGAGAGCACCAUCAGGGUGGUCCGCAGCUUCAGCCAGAGCCUCUCCGACACGUCGCCGAACCCGCGCUGCGCCGCUUACGUGGAUUUCGUGCCCGCCGACGCGCCCUUUGGCGAAGCUGAUUCCUACGUGGAGCCCUUCCGCGUGGCGAGCGUGCACCUCACGGGCGGCUUCUACGUGGACGGCAGCUGGCGGAAUUUCACCGUCGAGAAGCCCAAGCAGGCCCGCAGCGUGCUCAGCUGGCAGCCCGACAUCGCCGCGGGCGACCUGAACUCGUUCUCGGUCGCCGCGCAGGUCGCGGAGAGUCAGGGGUCGUACAGCCCGUUCGUGGAGGCACAGAGCGCCGGGGACGUCGACGAGUACAUCGGCUUCCAGACCGGAGGCGUCGAUGAGUUUCUGCGCGGGGGAAUGUACAGGGUGCCCGCGGACGACGGCGCCACUUCAAGAUGGGGAGGCACCGUUGAUCACGUGUUCCUGCGCAACUCCGCGCGGGUCGGCUGGGCCGCGGGCCAGAGCAGCACCGUGGGGACCUUCAGCAGCUCCGACCACGCGGCCGUGGUGGCCACCGUCGAGCUGUCCUGGGGCGCCGCAGCACCGACGGGCGGCUCGACGCAGGAACUGCCCGAGGCGCGCAUCGCGAUGAUCGUCUCCUGCGUGGCACUGUCGCUGAUAGUGCUCGUCGUCGGCGCAGCCUUGUGGCACUACGUGGUCCGCCGCCGCGCCGCGAGCACGGAGCGUGAGCAGGGGCCAGUGGUCGGCCAGCAGGCGACUGACGGCGAGGUGGACAUCGAGAAGUGAGUCGUGAGCCCGUGUGCACCCGUGGCAUGUCUGGGCGCUGGUGGUUGGCGGGGAGUGGCGGCGGGACGCCUGGCAAAGCAUUUCGAGCCGAAGGCUGGGCCGGCUGCUCCUGCCGGUGCCAGCAGUGGCGCCGAAUACUGACAUUUGCCUGAUCCACAUAGUUGAGCCCGCCUUUUUUUAGCCACCUACCCUGCUUCUCCUCGAGCCGACAGACGGCGCCGCGGACUGCCAGCCAGCUGACAGACCGCAGACGGUGCGCAGCGGGCUCGGUGGAGCGGCUUGCAAUUGGUGGAUUGGCCUUCGUCCGCGAUCGGACUCUGGAGCGGCACAUCCCGAGCGAAAGUGGAAAGGGUGGCCAGAGAUUUGUGUUCAUUUUUCACCAGGCGUCCAACCUGCAAGGGCUAACAUGGCUGUAGUUCGGCACCACCACCAUCAUCAUACGUAAUUGACACCCUCUGGCAUUCGAUUCGGAGGUCAUCCAUCAAAAAAAACACUCGACUCGGAG
Messenger RNA from Prorocentrum cordatum, 2009 nucleotides. The record is from the annotation of a GenBank genome assembly. NCBI's taxonomy places the organism in Eukaryota, Dinophyceae, Prorocentrales, Prorocentraceae.